Molecule: messenger RNA, 1233 nt
Organism: Saccharomyces eubayanus
Lineage: Eukaryota; Fungi; Ascomycota; Saccharomycetes; Saccharomycetales; Saccharomycetaceae
Gene: NTG1
Product: bifunctional N-glycosylase/AP lyase NTG1
Exons: 1
Coding region: 1-1233 (410 amino acids)
Biological process (GO): base-excision repair, AP site formation; base-excision repair; nucleotide-excision repair
Cellular component (GO): nucleus
Molecular function (GO): DNA-(apurinic or apyrimidinic site) endonuclease activity; DNA binding; oxidized pyrimidine nucleobase lesion DNA N-glycosylase activity
Source: RefSeq, a predicted model, not a curated record
AUGAUACAUUCUAUGUACGUACGUAUACACUCCAUAACCAAAGAAUGCAAAAGGUCUGCCCCCCCAUCUAUGACUAUUUUGAGGAAGAGACCGCUAGUGAAGACGGAAUCGAAGUGUUCCCACACCACCAGUGCGAAAAAGACCAAGAUCAAGCAGGAAGAGGUCGUGCCCCAACCCGUGGAUAUUGACUGGGUCAAAUCGUUGCCGAAUAAGCAAUUCUUCGAAUGGAUCGUGGCCAGGAACGGGAAUGUCCCUAACAGGUGGGCCAAACCACUGGAUGCUUCAAUCCUCUUCACCCCCGCCUUGACAAAGGUCCCAGACAAGUUUCCGGAAACGUACGCUAGGAUGCGAGUGUUGAGGUCCCGGAUUCUAGCACCUGUUGAUAUCGUCGGUGGCUCGUCCAUCCCAGUAACCGUUGCCUUGAAAUGCGGUAUCUCGAAAGACCAGAUAUCACCCAGGGAUUAUAGGCUGCAAGUGCUGCUUGGCGUGAUGCUAUCGUCGCAGACAAAGGAUGAAGUCACCGCUAUGGCAAUGUAUAACAUCGCACAAUAUUGCAUGGACGAACUGCAUUGCAGACAGGGUAUCACAUUAGAGGCCAUUCUGCGAAUUGAGGAGACCAAACUAGACGAGCUGAUUCAUUCUGUCGGGUUCCACACAAGAAAGGCCAAGUAUAUCUUGUCCACGUGCCAAAUCCUGCAAGACCAGCAUCUGGGUGAUGUGCCGGCUACGAUAGACGAACUGUUGGCCCUGCCCGGUGUGGGGCCCAAAAUGGCUUAUUUGACGUUACAAAAGGCAUGGGGCAAAAUUGAAGGUAUAUGCGUUGACGUACAUGUAGAUAGAUUGACCAAGAUUUGGAAAUGGGUGGACCCACAAAAAUGCAAGACCCCGGACCAAACAAGAAUUCAAUUGCAAAACUGGCUACCUAGAGGACUCUGGACAGAAAUCAAUGGGUUGCUUGUUGGGUUUGGACAAAUAAUCACCAAGUCGAGAAACGUGAGAGAUUUGUUGAAAUUCCUGCCACCAGAGGACCCUAGAAAUUCCCUAGAUUGGGACUUACAGUCUCAGUUAUAUAAGGAGAUCCAGCAUAACAUCAUGAGUUAUCCUAAAUGGGUCAAAUUCUUAGAGGAGAGCCCCGAAUUAAACGCAGAUGCUGCUUCUUUGGACGAAGUUGAUGUUAAACAAGAGGACAACCCAAGUGAACAAGAUGAUAUUCGUGUUAAAGUAGAAGACUGA